This is a messenger RNA of Cuscuta europaea, 2129 nucleotides long. Lineage: Eukaryota; Viridiplantae; Streptophyta; Magnoliopsida; Solanales; Convolvulaceae. The record is from the annotation of a GenBank genome assembly.
CUCAUUGAUAUAUGGGAAAAAAAUUUCUUCCCCUCCUCUGCGCGUUUUUCAGAUUCCUUUCCUCCAACUCUUUUCCUCCCUUCGAACAACAGCGGAUGUGGAGAGGCGGAUAGCUGACGACGGCUGGGAACAGUGGGAGGCAGAGGUUUCCGACAGCCAUAAGUGACAGAAGCAUUGUUGGACGGCUAGCUUCUCCCCCAUCGUCGAUGAGGACGAGCUCUUCAUCGUCGACUGUCGUCUCAAGGCAAUCAAGUUGCACCCGCUGAACUUGAGGCUGUCUUGCUUUACUGUCCAAAGUCCAAACAUUUGUGAUGAUGUUGUUGUUCUAGCACUUUGAUUUAAUCGACCUACCAAACUUGGUGAGUUGAACUUCAAUUGCAAACUUGGUAAAAGGAACAUACAUAGUGUUUGCUGAAGAAUUGAUUCCUUUCUUGGAACUUUUCUCGACAAUAUAUCAAUGCACAUGUUUAUAAAGGGUUCCCAUUUUCUCAUCAAUCAGCAUGAAUUAUAUAAUGUGGCUCAAUGAUUCCUUCUUCAAACUUUUGUCAACAAUCAAUGCCUAUAUUUUAAGAGGGUCCAGUGGUCAGUCGGCGGCGGCAUUUCCAUCACCCGUGAAAAUGGACCUCACUGAAUCGAUCAGGAAUCACACCCACGUUUCUUUCAAGCUAGCGAAGCACGUCUUCUCGACCCAAGUCAAAGGAGAAUCCAACCUUGUUUUCUCUCCUCUCUCAGUCCACGUCGUCUUGGGCCUAAUCGCCGCCGGCUCUAAAGGCCCGACGCUCCAACAGUUGCUCGCUUUCCUCAACUCCAACUCCACCGAAGAUCUCAACGCGUUUUCAUCUCAUAUCGUCACCGUCCUCUUCGCCGACGGAAGUUCCGUCGGUGGCCCUCUACUGUCGGCGGCAAAUGGUGUGUGGAUUGAGCGGAAUCUUCGUGUGAAGGAUUCCUUUAAGCAAGUCGUGGACACUGUUUACAAAGCUGUUUCUGAAUCGGUUGAUUUCCAGCGCAAGGCAAUAGAAGUGACUGAUCAAGUGAAUUCCUGGGUUGCGAAGGAAACAGGUGGUCUUAUCAAAGAGAUACUCCCUGCCCGUGCAGUUGACAAUAGAACACGGCUCAUUUUAGCGAAUGCGUUGUACUUUAAAGGAGCGUGGGCAGAAAAAUUCAAUGCAUCAGAGACAAAGGACCGGGAGUUCCACCUCCUUAGUGGCAACUCCAUACAAGUCCCCUUCAUGAGCAGUAAGAAGAAACAGUACGUGAAAGCCUGUGAUGGUUUCAAAGUUUUGGGACUUCCCUACGAACAAGGCGAGGAUAAGCGUCGCCGUUUCUCCAUGUACUUCUUCUUGCCGGAUGCCAAGGACGGGCUCCCAUCCCUGAUGGGUAAGAUCACAUCUGAAGCCGAGCUUUUAGAGCAGAACCUCCCCAAACGUCAAGUUGAAGUGGGGAGGUUUUGUAUCCCGAAGUUCAAAAUAUCUUUCGGCUUUGAAACAUCAAACACUCUGAAGGAGCUUGGGGUGGUGUUGCCUUUUGCUGGAGGGGGGCUCACUGAAAUGGUGCACUCCUCUGGCGCGCGAGGUGAUCUGUACGUUUCAAAAAUCUUCCAUAAGUCUUUUAUUUAGGUUAAUGAGGAAGGCACAGAAGCUGCAGCGGCUACGGCAGCUAUUGUGAACGUCCGGGGUUUCUCCAUGGAAGACAAAGUGGAUUUUGUGGCUGACCAUCCCUUUCUCUUUAUUAUCCGGGAGGAUUUGACCGGAGCCGUUGUCUUCAUCGGGACUGUGGCUAAUCCUCUUUCUGAUUAAUUAGCCAACCUACGUAUACUUCAUGUAUAUAUGAUGGAUUGAUGGGAUGUAUAUAUUAUGGUUAUAUGUUUCUGUAAUGAUUUAACAGUACAUACUAAGGUCAUAAUAAGUCAUAAAAGACUGAUAAAAUCUGGAUUCUCCUUCAACAGUGCAGCGUAUAGUUUGAGUCGAUGAAAGAUAUCAUCAAUUUUAAAGCUAUCUUCCUCCUAAAAUGUUUCAUCGAUCACGUGCCAUCCAUACGUGUACUGAUAAUAUCAUCCAUUCUAAUGCUAUCUUCCCCGUGGAUCCGGCUCCUCUGCUUUGCUUUAGCGGGCAAGGAGGGUGCCUGGCCAU